UGGUAAACAAAAAAUGGAGGCCGGUAGUUCAGAUUGGGACAGAAGUGGUAUUUCGAAUGACGUAACAUGGGCAAUUGUGGAAACGGGAAAAAGAGGACGGGGUUUUGCAUCAUUUUUGCUUCCAGUCCGGCAGUCUCUGUAAGUAACAACACUUCCGAGUCGAGACGCGGACCACCUCUCUCAUCUCCAAGUUCUAGUGGAGGAGAGACACUUCUUCAGAGUCGAGACUCGCUCCUCAAUAAGCUGACUUUCGCCUACUCAGACGCUUUCCGCGAUCCGCAAUCCGCAAUCCCACGCUAACUCAAAUCUCCCGUUGUCUUUUCCACCUCCUGUCGCCGGAAUGGCCAGAAGUCUGCCCGGAUUUCUGGCUCUGAUCGUCGCGGUGGCUUUGAUCUGCUGCUCAUUCGCCGCAGCUGCUUCAACCUUCCAGCCAAUCUCUGAAUCUCACCGAUCUGCCGCACUAGAGACCUUCGAUCGAUCCUAUGGCAGCCUAGAAGAAACGUACGAGGCAUUGCAAACAUUUGACGUUCUUGGGGUCGAGAGAAAGCCCGAUGUAGGAACGGCAGCUUGCCAGUCUGUUUCGCAGACCCUGGUUUCAUCGUCCUCGACUUUGAAGGAUAUAUUCUAUGCUUUGAAAGUCAAUGGAGUUUUGAAGUGCGAGGUGGAUGCAGACAGUGUAGAGGGAAUUGUUUCCACACUUCAAACUGCGGUGGGCAGUGCCAGCUCAUUGCUCGAAUUCUAUCAUUCAAUUGGGGGUUUGGUACUUGUCAAGAAUCAAGCUUUAAAAGAUGAUCUUUAUCUUGCUGAUGCUGAAGGGGUAUUUCGUUCCAUCAAGGCUUUAAGUCAGAGUGAUGGAAGGUGGCGAUACAGUUCCAGUAAUCCCGAGUCUAGCACUUAUGCUGCAGGUUUAGCCCUUGAAGCACUGGCUGGAGUGAUCUCGUUAUCAUCUUCCGAGAUCGAUCAGUCCCUGAUUGGCACAACGAAAAAUGAUAUACUGAAGCUUUUUGAGCGCGUUGAGAAGUAUGAUGAUGGAGCCGUUUAUUUUGAUGGGGAAGAGAGUGACGCUCAUGAGAAUCAAGGCCCUAUUACAUCUACGUGGUCUGUUAUUAGAGGCAUAACAUCGUUUGCAGCAGUGACUUCUGGAAACCUAAAUCUUCCAGGGGAAAAGAUACUGGGAUUAGCUAAAUUUUUCCUUGGAGUUGGGAUCCCUGGUGAUGCGAAAGAUUUUUUCAACCAAGUAGACUCCUUGGCUUGCUUGGAGAACAAUAGGGUUGCUAUCCCGCUAAUUCUAUCACUUCCAGCCACUGUGAAUUCAUUGACGAGGAAAGACACACUCAAGGUUAAGGUCAGUACUGUACUUGGUUCUGAUGCACCUCCUCUGAAGAUAAAGCUUGUAAGAGCUAAAGAUACUCCUGCAAUUGAAAGCCAGGAGCUCAAGUUUGAUUCCGCGAACAAGGUGCAUGUGUUGGACACUUUGGAAAAAAGUGUUGAUGUGGGCAAUUACAUUUUUGUUUUCGAGAUUGUGUUUAAUGAUCCGGAGCAUAAGAAGGCUUAUGCUGUGGAAAGUAAAACUGAGGUUCCAAUUUUCUUAACUGGAGCUGUUAAAGUUGGAAAUGCAAAGAUUGCAGUUCUUGAUAGUGAUCUUGGGAGCAUUGAAACGCAGAAUCUGGAUUUUGCUGGAGAGAAUCUUGUGUCGUUGGGAGCUAAUCAUCUCCAGAAGUUGAAGCUGCGUUUUCAAUUGACUACCCCCCUUGGCCAUCCUUUCAAGCCACAUCAGGCAAUUUUGAAGCUGACUCACGAGAGCAAGGUGGAACAUGUCUUUGUGGUUGGAAACACUGGCAAGCAGUUUGAGAUAGUUCUGGAUUUCCUUGGACUCGUGGAGAAAUUUUACUAUCUAUCUGGUAAAUAUGAAAUUCAGCUCACUGUUGGAGAUGCUGUCAUGAACUCCUUCUUUAGAGUUAUUGGACAUCUUGACCUUGAUCUACCGGAAGCACCUGAGAAGGCACCCCGACCUCCUGUGCAGCCUGCUGAUGUAUACUCAAGAUAUGGACCUAAAGCUGAGAUAGCCCAUAUAUUUAGAGCUCCAGAAAAGCGUCCUCCUCAAGAGCUCUCUUUGGCUUUCUUAGGACUCACAGUUUUGCCUCUCUUGGGGUUCAUAAUUGGGCUUUUACGUUUGGGAGUAAACCUGAAGAAUUUCCCUUCUGCGGCGGCACCUGCCGCAUUUGCUGCACUUUUCCAUGUGGGCAUCGGAGCUGUUCUGUUGCUCUAUGUUUUCUUCUGGUUGAAGUUGGAUCUGUUCACGACGCUGAAAAUACUUGGGUUCUUGGGAGUGUUCCUGCUGUUUGUCGGACACAGAACUCUUUCCCACCUAGCGUCGACAUCAUCCAAGGUGAAAUCUGCAUGAGUCCUGGUAGAAAGGAGGUUAGAUUGUUCUGAAAUCUUACAAUCCAGGACAUAGUUUGAGUAAGGUGUAUGUUUGAGAGUACGUUAUUAGGGGACACAUUUACUGGAAAAUUUUGUAGCGUCGACUCCUCUAUACUUUGAGAAUUACAAUACUUAUAGAAGCUUCACCCAAGCAACGUUUAUUUAUCAAUUGGUGGUGGAAUUCUCUCAUCUCUGAGCUUUGUAACAGCCCUCAAGCAACUGCGUGGGCAUAUAAUCUAGUCGAUCAACGAAGCAGUAGUUCUUCUCUUGACGUUCAUUUACGAAAAGCCGAGACAAAUCAACCAUUUUGCUUUAGCUUGAAGAAUCACACUUUAAAUGGAGAAAGGUAUAUUUGUGUGAUCUGAGUCUGAAUUUUGGUUAAGGAGCCCCUCGUAUAGUUUCUUGGUAAGACCACGAGGAAGUUCCUCAAUUCGCAAUUGUGUGGUUGCGUACUUAUUGCUGAUUAGUGUAAGAUGCGGAACCUGGUUGGCACCUUAGUGUACACAGGAAAUCGAAUUGGGGGUGCAAAUGAAUUAUCUAGUCAAUCACGGUUUAUAUUUUUUUGGUCAUCAAAACAAUUUUUUUUUCCUUACAAGUGUAGUCAAAAUCUAUGCUUUAAAAUUUAAAAACUUACGUUUUUUAUACUUUUAGUU
Molecule: messenger RNA, 3077 nt
Organism: Linum tenue
Lineage: Eukaryota; Viridiplantae; Streptophyta; Magnoliopsida; Malpighiales; Linaceae
Source: the annotation of a GenBank genome assembly